AUGGCACUUUUGGAAUUUUUAUUAGCAAAAAUUAUAUUAGAUGAAUCACGCAAAAAUUGGAAAGUGAUUGGAUACUUUAAUGAUCAAAAAGCAUCGGAAAACACGGUAGAGAUUUCUUUGAAGAAGAAGGAUUUAGUGAAGAUUUGGAUGUACGAAUCAUGGUGCAGAGAAAGAUUUUCGACACCGCAGACGCCUCCAAAUAGGACAUACUUGAACAUGAUUAAUGAAUGUCGUUUAAAAUUAGCUAGUAAACCUCUAAAACGUGAUAAUGUCGCACCAGAAGAUCGUAAAAGAUUACCGAGCGAAAAAAAAUUGAUUGACGAAGCCGAGGCAAGUGAAAAGCUGGGCGAUGAAGACGAACAACUUUAUGAUGAUGAGUCAGAGAAUCAUCAGCAUGGCGGAACAAAUAAAGCGAUAUAUUGCGCGAAUACACCACACUUAAUGAUGAUUUCAAAAAAAAGACUGAAGGAUGAAAAUCGCAAGACGGACGAAAAAGAAAUUGGAGAGAAACGACCAAUGACGGAGACGCCACCACCACGAAAGCCGAAAAAUUUUAGAGGAUAA
Rhizophagus irregularis DAOM 181602=DAOM 197198 is the source of this 564-nucleotide messenger RNA. Lineage: Eukaryota; Fungi; Glomeromycota; Glomeromycetes; Glomerales; Glomeraceae. The record is from RefSeq and is a predicted model, not a curated record.